UCGAUAUACCGGAACCUUGAUACAACGGAACAUAAGUAAAGUCCAAUUGGGGUCUGGAGCGGAUUAUCAUAAUCUAUAAUUAAUUUACCCUCGAUAUAACGGAUUUUGACAAAUUUUAAUAAUGGAAUGGAUGGUUCCAUUAUAUCAAGUUUCACUCUUUGUCUCUUUACCUCUUUGGCUCAACAUCCGUUUACAAUUAUCUGGUCAGUUACACAUGGUCCAGGCGAUAUGUUCUUCGAUAUUAAUAAAACAGAAUAACAUUAUAUCAAUAUCAGUGAUAAUGCUCCGUAAGCCCUUCCCUUCAUCAUUUUAUGAUUUAGAUGAAAUUCAAAAUGUUUGCACGUUAUAUUAUGUGAUUGAAAUUGAUGGUUGAACUUUCUGCGGAUGUUUCUUCCUAGCACAGUUUUUUCUUGGUCAAAAACUAGUAGUUUUAAUAUACAGAUUAUACCAGAAUUUCAAGGUUGAAUGCUAAUGAUUCACAUGUUCACUAAUUUUUUUUAAUGACAAUUAGCUAUUUUUAAAGAAGCAUUUAACAACCAUUCAUUAAGGGCUGAAUAAUCUGUAACUAUGUUAAAGUAAAUACCGAUCGAUGUAUUUUAUAAUAUUGCGGUGCGAGAGUAAUAAUUAUACCAAAAUAAAUUCCUCACGAACUAUAAGUAAAUUUCUACGUUUUUGUAAAAGUGAAUCGAAACCAGAGAGUG
Messenger RNA from Rhizophagus irregularis DAOM 181602=DAOM 197198, 701 nucleotides. The record is from RefSeq and is a predicted model, not a curated record. NCBI's taxonomy places the organism in Eukaryota, Fungi, Glomeromycota, Glomeromycetes, Glomerales, Glomeraceae.